This is a messenger RNA of Trichechus manatus latirostris (Florida manatee), 3614 nucleotides long. RefSeq names its product G protein-coupled receptor 107 (gene GPR107). The transcript has 18 exons. The record is from RefSeq and is a predicted model, not a curated record. The coding region runs from base 41 to 1711 and encodes 556 amino acids. Gene Ontology annotation, biological process: clathrin-dependent endocytosis. Gene Ontology annotation, cellular component: clathrin-coated vesicle; membrane; Golgi apparatus. NCBI's taxonomy places the organism in Eukaryota, Metazoa, Chordata, Mammalia, Sirenia, Trichechidae. Gene Ontology annotation, molecular function: clathrin heavy chain binding.
GUGGGCGGGAGAGGAAGGGGCUGGUGAUGCUGGAACAAACAUGGCUGCCUCGGUGCUCUUCUGCUCCUCGGGCUUUCGCUGUUCUCCGCUAGCCGCGAGCCUCCGGCUGCUCCGGCUGCUGGGUCUACUGCAGCUGCUGGCCGAGCCUGGCCUGGGCCGCGUUCACCACUUGGCGCUUAAGGAUGAUGUGCGGCAUAAGGUUCAUCUGAACACUUUUGGAUUCUUCAAGCAUGGGUACAUGGUGGUUAAUGUCACUAGCCUCUCAGUAAAUAAGCCUGAAGGAGCCACAGACAAGGAUCCAACUAUUGGAUUCAGCCUAGACCGUACAAAGAAUGAUGGAUUUUCUUCUUAUUUGGAUGAAGAUGUCAAUUACUGUAUUUUAAGGAAACAAUCUGUUUCUGUCACUCUUCUAAUCUUAAAUAUCUCCAGAAGAGAAGUAAGAGUAAAGUCUCCACCAGAAGCUGGUACCCAGUUACCAAAGAUUGUCUUCAGCAAGGAUGAGAAAGUCCUUGAUCAGAGCCAGGAGCCUAGUGGUAACCCUGUUUCAGCAGGCAACCAGACUCAGAAAAAUGAAGACAGUGGAAAGUCUAAAAGAAGUACAGUGAAUUCAAAGCCAAUGGGAGAGAAAUCCUUUUCUGUUCACAAUAAUGAUGGGGCAGUUUCAUUUCAGUUUUUCUUUAACAUCAGCACCGAUGACCAAGAAGGCCUCUACAGUCUUUACUUUCAUAAAUGCCGUGGAAAUGAAACGCAGUCUAGUGACAAGGUUUCAUUCAGCCUUGAUAUUGAGAUUACAGAGAAGAAUCCUGACAGUUACCUCUCAGCAGGAGAAAUUCCUCUCCCCAAAUUAUACAUUUCGAUGGCCUUUUUCUUCUUCCUUUCUGGGACCAUCUGGAUUCACAUUCUUCGAAAACGACGGAAUGAUGUAUUUAAAAUUCACUGGUUGAUGGCGGCCCUUCCUUUCACCAAGUCUCUUUCGUUGGUAUUCCAUGCAAUCGACUAUCACUACAUCUCCUCCCAGGGCUUUCCGAUUGAAGGUUGGGCCGUUGUGUACUAUAUCACUCACCUUUUGAAGGGGGCACUUCUCUUCAUCACCAUUGCACUCAUUGGCACUGGCUGGGCUUUCAUUAAGCACAUUCUUUCCGAUAAAGACAAAAAGAUCUUCAUGAUUGUCAUCCCACUCCAGGUCCUGGCAAACGUGGCCUAUAUCAUCAUAGAGUCCACUGAGGAGGGGACAACUGAGUAUGGCUUGUGGAAGGAUUCUCUGUUUCUGGUUGACCUGCUGUGCUGUGGAGCCAUCCUCUUCCCAGUGGUGUGGUCAAUCAGACAUUUACAAGAAGCAUCAGCGACAGAUGGAAAAGCUGCUAUUAAUUUAGCAAAGCUGAAACUUUUCAGACAUUAUUACGUCUUGAUUGUAUGUUACAUAUACUUCACAAGGAUCAUUGCAUUUCUCCUCAAACUUGCUGUUCCGUUCCAGUGGAAGUGGCUCUACCAGCUCCUGGAUGAAAUGGCCACGCUGGUAUUCUUUGUUUUAACUGGGUAUAAAUUCCGUCCAGCUUCAGAUAAUCCCUACCUACAACUUUCUCAGGAAGAAGAUGAUUUGGAAAUGGAAUCUGUAGUGACGACAUCAGGGGUGAUGGAGAACAUGAAGAAAGUCAAGAAGGUGACCAAUGGCUCCAUAGAGCCUCAGGGCGAUUGGGAAGGCACCGCGUGAGGAGCCAGCUUUGAGAAUGGCACUGUCAAAGAAAACUUUUAAUUUAUUAAUAGUCCUAUUGGUGAGCAAGAGCAGUUGGCACCUCCCAGAGCGCGUGACUGGGAGCAAAGUGCCACGGAAACCUAAUUUUUUCCUCUCUUUUAUGGAAACUGGAUCUGUGGCUGGUUUAUAGGCAGCUAGAUUCUUCAGAUGGGCAUGGUGGUGAAGGGAAUGUAGAAAAGAAGAGGAGGAUAAAAGGAAGAACCUGUUUUUAAUUUUUAUCUUUCUUUUUUUUUUUUUUAGUUGGGAGGUCUUAAGGUAUAUGCACUUGUGACCCUGAGUGUGUUGCAGGAAUGUUGGUGAUCACAGGGGUUGCGGGAAGGGAGGGCAUGAGGGGUGUGUGUGAUGUCAGUCAUGGUAUAGGGCGGGGCUUUAGAAGUGAGCAGAUGUCAAGCAAAGGACACAGGGACUUAGAAAGAGGGAACAAAAAUGAAUGAAAUUAGAUUAUUUUAGAUAGCAGAGUUAGGAAUUACCUUGGUCAAAAUCCAAUUUAGUAUAUAGAACUUGUCCCCAGGAUCCUGGCCCUGGAUGUUGCCCCAGACUUUUAUCGCAGAUUCUGAAAGUGACCAGGAACCAACAGCUUUAGAGGCCCAGUGGUCAUCUUUCCAGGAAGGGCUCUGUCAUCUUCAGGCAGUAAUGUCACUGUUAGGGCUAUAGGUCUGGGACACAGCCCAGUUGGUGGGAAUUAGUUUUCUUGAUUGAGAUGUAUUCUGUGUUGCCUGAUGGAUGGAAAGAAGUGUACUUUUAAGCUCAAAAAGCACUCCCCUGUAAGAUUUCUCCAAACACCUGGUUUUCCUGACUGUACAGGGCAGCACUGUCUCUUGUUUCCCUCUUCUCUUGUGGCUUAUGUGUCUUGUGUGAUCAGAGUAUGGAAAAAAAUGGGAAGGAAUUUUGCCUAACGAGCAGCUGGGAGCAGAAAGGGUGUUUAAGCAGAUUCUUAAAUGUAAGCAAGUCAUCAUCAUUAAAAAGCUUUUCCUAUAAGCUAAAUAGGAUUUCUAAAUAGAGGAAUUAAACAGACAUGGUUUCUAUAUUACAGAAUUAUGUAUGUGAAGACAAUGAGUGUGAUUAACAAGAGAUUUACUCUCAGGGAUUUUUAGGUUCCCUUCCAAACUUUCAGAGCAUGGGGAUGAAUGUGGAUAGUCGUCUAAAGUGAACAGUAUUACAACCCCUAGAUAGUUAUUUGAAUAAUGGGGCAAGGUCAGAGGGUCUGUUGAGACAGAAGGCUCACCAGUGCUUGGUGAUAGGAGACCAAAAUGUGGCCCUGUCAGGAACGCUUAAUGCUUGGGGUGCCAGCUCAGCGGGGUUACUUCAAGUGUCCGGGUGUGUCAGAAGCUAGAACCCACCCUUGCCUGGGAUUGUCAGUGAGCCACACUUGUAGGGGACAGGAGCCACCUGGGGAGUGGACAGUGACAGUCUCUGGGACUUACUUUUCUUACCUCCAGGUUAGAAGGGUCAGUCAAACAACAGGGUUUAGGGACGGCGAUCACUCUUCUAGAUUUGGGAACCUGAAAAGUCUGCUCCAAAAACAGGUGUUUUGCUUCUCCUGUGCCAUUUUCACUUCCUAAGUGACCGAUGAGGAAGCAAGUAUUCUCUUCAUGCACUUUUAUUAGCCGUCUGUGCUCUGUCCAGCCCAACCUUCAGUCUCAGUUUGACUAAGCACAGAUAAGCACCUUCCAAAGCCAUGCUGGUCGCCUCUCCGCAGGUAUUUUAGAAAAGGUUCAUCUGUUUUUUUCAUCUUCAGGAGAAGGGUAAAUGAUAAUUUACCCCAAGUAUUAAUUUAAAGGGUCUUUCUUUUCUUUUUUUCUUUUAAAUUAACUUGGAGAGCUUUGUCACUUCAGAAAUGUGUCUCAUGCUGUGGCCACCA